Molecule: messenger RNA, 294 nt
Organism: Brenthis ino (lesser marbled fritillary)
Lineage: Eukaryota; Metazoa; Arthropoda; Insecta; Lepidoptera; Nymphalidae
Source: the annotation of a GenBank genome assembly
AUGAUAUUAUCAAGGAGAUUGUUUGUAAACUUUAUUUUUUUAUUCGCUCUAUACAUUGUGAAUGGUCAAAGUAGUUUUAGUGAUGAAAAAGUGGUAUUCACUGCUCCAGUGUUAGCACCAAUUAAAAAUCCACGAGCUAGAGUCGUAGAAACCGCAAAGGAUUUUCCCGUGUUACGAUUGAUAUCAAACAAUGCGACUCGACUUAACAAUUCUGAACGGAAUGAACAAUCUCGGCCCAUAUAUGUAGAAAGACUUGAAGAUCAAACUAAUAAAAGGAGUUUUUCCAACUACAAU